Messenger RNA from Prosopis cineraria, 1587 nucleotides. RefSeq lists its product as uncharacterized. The coding region runs from base 1071 to 1433 and encodes 120 amino acids. NCBI's taxonomy places the organism in Eukaryota, Viridiplantae, Streptophyta, Magnoliopsida, Fabales, Fabaceae. The record is from RefSeq and is a predicted model, not a curated record. The transcript has 2 exons.
UAAUUUGGACUCGAUGGUCUAAAAUCUCUUUGAAACUCUAAGGACGCUGGGGUUCAAAUAUAUAGAACAGAUCUUGUUCGAGUAAGGUGGAAUGGUUGACGCGCGAGAGCAUCGCGGAGGUAUGCCUCCGCCAGGGUUUCUACCCUUCUCUCUUUCAUGGCGGGUUCCUUCUCUUCUUUGCAUGGGAGUUUAUUGGCAUGGCCUUGCGGCUUUGUCUUUGGACCUCUCUUCUUGGCAUACGAUUCAUUGAGUAGGGAGUGUGUAGGGGUUAAGGUGGGGGAGUCGACAGAAGUAAUCUGUAGCGGUGAUGGUUUGGGGGUUUCAACGGACGGCGACUAUAGAACGAACGAUCUGUGCUGGAAGUAAGAAGGAUCAUCAGUUAAGGCUGGCAUUAGCAGGAUGAGAUUUUGGAUUGGUGAUUUUUACACUUUGGAGACAAUAGAGGACUUGAGAGGGGUGCCGCCGGAUGUAUUGAUGAAGAAAGACGAAUUGAAGUUGGAAAUUCUUGAACCUGCAACACAAUCUUGGGGGAUUAAGGACGAAUCAGAAGUGCUGUGGCCAAGUUGUGUUGGCAACAUGUGGAUGAUGGUGGACUCUAGCUGCUCAUUGUUUUUAGAGCAGAUGGUGGGGGAGCUAUGGUGGCCGCACAAGGUGAUUGUGGUUAUGGUUGAUUUUGAACAAGCAAGGACCCCAGUAUUGGGAUGUUGACUCUAUAGCGGUUUGUACUUUGUUUGGGAAGGGAUGUGGACCGGCCCCUGCGAGCUGCCAAACAAACACGUGACUGUACUCUGAUUUUGACCCAGUCGAGAGGUGGACGGCAAUUCCCGAACCUUCCUUGCCCCACGCGCCAACCCUCGCGGCCCAACCAACCACUACGUCACGCGCUUCCACGUCCUUUGCAGUCCCUGUCCAACGGCUACUUUCUUCUAAGCAAGAGCCAGCACAAAUUCACGCACCGCCUGUCUCUCUCCGUUACUGGUUAGUUGGCCUAUUCAACAAUAUCGGCAUCGCACCCUCUCCAUUUAAAAACGCCUUCUUCCUACUUCUGUCACCAGCCGCGAACCUCCGUCAUGGAUUGCUUGGUGUUGCCGGUGACCUUGAUCAGACGGCGCUCCACUAGUUCCCGCCUAGGCUAUCGGCCCCUCGCCCAUGACCGCUUCGACGAACCCGACGGUCCCGUGACGGUGAUCGUGGGAAAAGAGAAGAGGGUGUUUCUGGUUGAGCCUUUUGUUCUUCAGGAAUACCCUUUUCGGCUUGUGAUGGAAACGAUGACGAGAGGGGAGGUCAGUGAUUUGCGAGGAGGGGUGAUCUUCGUGGACGUGGACGCCAUUUUGUUCGAGCACAUGUUGUGGCUCUUGCACAACGAUUCCUCGUCUCUGUUGAGCCUCAAUCUGAAGGAGAUAAUUGAUUUCUAUGCCCAGGAGGAUUGUUAGAGCAAGCGCCGCAGCCGGAACAGAGGCACUCUGUUUUACUAAUUUCUGUGCCAUCUUUAGACCGAGAAUGCCUCCCUUAUUGUGAGAGGCGAUACUUGUAUACAUUGUCACUUGUUUUUACUGAAUAAGCCUAAUCUAUUGUCUGAUCUCCAAA